Cydia fagiglandana is the source of this 1801-nucleotide messenger RNA. RefSeq lists its product as uncharacterized. Gene Ontology annotation, molecular function: DNA-binding transcription factor activity, RNA polymerase II-specific; cAMP response element binding. The transcript has 6 exons. Bases 178 to 1677 code for a protein of 499 amino acids. Lineage: Eukaryota; Metazoa; Arthropoda; Insecta; Lepidoptera; Tortricidae. Gene Ontology annotation, biological process: regulation of transcription by RNA polymerase II. The record is from RefSeq and is a predicted model, not a curated record.
UUAUCGCAAACAAUUAUUUAUUACCUUAUCAAAUCAAAUAGUUAUGAUGAUUAAUCACAUAAAAACCCCAAAUGCGAACCUUAUUUGUACAAUAUGAAUUCGAAAUAGCGCUAGCUGAGCAGCGGAAACUGACAUUGGUUUCCUGGUAUUGUUUUUUUUAAUUGUGCGGUCCAAACAAUGGUGGAACCGGAGAAGCCGUUUGCUUGCGUGAUGCAGGGCUGCGGUAUGACGUUCACUAACGAGGAUCAUCUGCACGUGCACACUAAAAAGCACGAUAUGGUUCUUCAACUGGGUAUGGAGCAGAAAGCAGCGUUUGUAGCGGACCAGACACCCACACCAACCCGCUUCAUCCGCAAUUGCGAGGAGGUGGGGCUCUUCCAGGACCUGCAGAAUGUCAACCCGUUUGAUGAAGGCUUCAAGCAGGCCAUGGAGACUAAAGCUGGCAGGUUAUCCCUGGAAGGCUCAGAGGUGGACACCCUCCACACCCCGCACACCCUGCACACCCCCCAAAUGUUUCCCCUGGACGGAGACGCUCUUUACACCACCAACAACCAGAGGAAUAUCACUAUAAGCAGAUCAUCCAGUGACGAAUCAGGCGCCGUUAAAGAAUACGAAACAACAACAAUUUCCAAACUCACCAAUGAGGUGACCACAAUCAGUAGGAUCGUCGGAAAGCAGGAUAUAGUCGAUAAGGUAACUACCACCGACGACGUUGCUAUAGUUAGACACGAAGAUGUGAAUAAAGAAAUCAAUGAAACAGUCUCAUACACUAAUAAUGUCAUCAAAAUACACAGCAAUGUAGAAAUAAGAAAAGAUGGCGUCAUUGAAUCCAAAAAUAUACCAAGAACUUUAAUAUACACAGAUUCAGUCAUAAAAGAUGCACAGGUCACUAAAGAUGUUUUGUUAACUGAUAAACCUGAGAAAGCUCCGCCUAUAAUGAGUCAGAAAUCGCUAGAUUUCGUUGUUGAUAGUUUAGAAGAACAUAACGAUAAAGAGGACAGACAAAUUAUCAAAAUGCUUAAAAGGAAUUAUCAAAACGCUUUAAAUAAAGAUAAAAAUGACUUGGAUGAUUUUGAAAUUAUAAUUAGAAAGCCUGAUGGUAGACAAGUUAGGAUGAAGCCUGUUGAAGAUGAUAAGAGUAAAAUACAGAAUGAAACUAAGGAGAAACUAAAAAGAGUUUUAUCUGAUAAAGCAGAGAAGAAAACUAGUGAAACUAAAAUAGAUACACCUGUAGUGCAAAAUAUACUUCCAAUAUCUACACUACCUGGGACCCUAGUGCCAGUUACAAUAGUAAACCCUAAUACAAUAUUAAUAACAAAUAAUUUACAAAAAAUACCAAUAGUACCUUUGAAUAUGAACAAAGUGAGUGGUAGUUUUAAGAAAACGGUGAAAAGAAGGAAUAGUAAAGUGGAGAAGGAUUGUGCGGUGGAUGGAAAAGAGGAAGCGGAGAAGAAGAAGAUGCUCGAGCCUAGGACAGCUGCUUCUAGAAGAUACAGACAAAAACAGAAAGUGCUAAUGAACUGGCAGGCAGAGGAGAACCGCCUCCUGAAAGAAACGAACCACAAGCUGGUCGCAGAGAACGCUGCCCUGAAACUGCUGAUCACCGAGCAUCUGAAGAAGUGCUCUAACCCCGGGGACCUGAAAUUAUCACAAGCAGAGCAUCACACGAAUAGAUGAUAGAAUCAUCAGGAAAUCAUUAUAUAAGUUAUGGUGAACAUAUUGUACAAGUAAUGUUAUUACAAUGUGAACCUUGACUUAUAGAAAAUAAGGUUCAUAUUUAUAUCGUGUUUAAGACAGAGCU